AUAAUUUCCACCAAAAUAUAAUAUGCUCACCGGUUUCUCUCUCCCGCCUCUGCUGCCGGAUAUCUAACCACGAUAUCUAUCUCACCAACCACCACCACCACCACCGCGUUCUCAUCCACCAUGUCACCGUCAACCGCCGCCGCGGCACAGCACAUGCGCCCCAUCAACAACAGCCGCCACCCCAACCAGGGCGCGGAAGAAGACGCCCUCCUGUGGCCGUUCGGGGUGGUGGAAGGGCUGGACAAUGGCGAUUUCAAGGAGGCGGCGUACGAGAUUUUCUUCUCGGCGUGCCGGUCGUCUCCGGGGUUCGCGCGGGGUUACAGCCAGCCGGAGGCGCUAGACGGUGGCGGGGCGGCGCCCGGGUCGCCCAUGAAGAGUCCCGGGGCCGGGGUGGGGAUGGCGGUGACGAGCAGGGUGAAGAGGUUGUUAGGGUUGAAAAUGCUGAAAAAGUCGUCGUCGCGGAGGGCGAGCUCGGGUGGGCCCAUCGUCGUCGCCGCCUCCAACACUUCGCCGGCGGCUUCCGGUGGGUCCCCCAAGUCGGCUACGGCUAUGCAGGCGCGGGGGAGGAGGCCGAUGACGUCCGCCGAGAUCAUGCGGCGCCAGAUGAGGGUGACGGAACAAAGCGAUAAUAGGCUACGCAAAACUCUCUUGAGGACUCUUGUUGGUCAAAUGAAUAGGCGAGCAGAGACAAUCAUCCUUCCAUUAGAGUUACUGCGCCACCUCAAAUCAUCAGAAUUCAACGAUCCACAGGAGUACCACGCGUGGCAGAAGCGUCAGCUCAAGAUCCUGGAGGCCGGCCUGCUCCGACACCCAUCGGUCCCCCUCGAGAAAUCCAACCCCCACGCCGCCCGCUUCCGGGAAAUCUUCAAGGCGGCGCAGGCCAAGGCGAUCGACACCGGCAAGAAUUCCGAGCUGAUGAAAGGCCUCAUCAACUCUGUCGUCUCCUUGGCCUGGAGGAGCCCCGACGGGUCCCCCGUCGACGUUUCCCACUGGGCCGACGGCUACCCCUUCAACGUCCACAUCUACAUCGCCCUCCUGGGCUGCAUUUUCGACUUGAAGGACGAGACCCGCGUCCUGGACGAGGUGGACGAGCUUCUUGAGCUGAUGAAGAAGACCUGGUCCACGCUUGGGAUAAACAAGGCCGUUCACAAUCUCUGCUUCACCUGGGUGCUCUUCGAACAAUAUUUCAUCACGAGCCAGGUGGAGCCUGAUCUUCUGGGAGCGUCGCUGGCGAUGCUUGGGGAGGUGGCGAAUGACGCAAAGAAAGCCGACAAGGAUCCUCUGUACGUUAAGAUGCUGGCGAAUGUUAUGACCUCCAUGAAACAGUGGUCGGAGAAGAAGUUGCUGGCUUACCAUGACAACUUCGACAGGGGAUCUAUGGGGUUGAUGGAAGCCGUUCUCCCUCUAGUUUUCUCAGCCACCAAAAUCUUGGAAGAAGACGUCCCCGGAUACGCCACCACUGAAAAAAUUAGGGCAUUUGCAGAGAACUACGCAGGAAAUCGGGUGGAUAAGUACAUCAGAUCAUCCAUCAGAGAUGCAUUCACAAAGAUGUUGGAAGAAAGGAACAUAAAUGCGAAGACGCUACAGAUGCAUGAAGCGAGCCAAACGCUGAUACAAUUAGCUGAUGGGACGGAGGAAUUGGCGGUGAAGGAGAGGGUGAUGUUCAGUCCGGUGCUGAAGAAAUGGCACCCGGUGGCGGCGGGAGUAGCUGCGGUGGCGCUGCACGAGUGUUACGGGACGCUGCUAAAGCAGUACUUGGCCGGCGUGACAUCGCUCACCAAUGAAACAGUUCUGCUACUGCAGAAAGCUGGGAAACUGGAGAAGGUGCUGUUUAAGAUGGUGGCUGAGGACACUGAGGAAUGCGAGGAUGGAGGGAAAGCCAUGAUCAGAGAGAUGGCUUCUUAUGAAGUUGAUUCCGUAGUCAUAACCCUGUUAAGGCAAUGGAUUCAGGAGAAAUUGAAGAAGUCCAGGGAGAUUAUCCAAAGAGCAAAAGACACUGAGACAUGGAAUCCAAAGUCCAAGAACGAACCAUAUGCGCAGUCUGCAGUGGAGCUAAUGAGGCAGGCCAAGGAAGUUGUGGACAGUUUCUUUGAAAUCCCUGUUAGCAUCUCCGAGGAUUUUGUCAGAAACCUUGCAGAUGGUUUUGAGCAGAUUGUCCGAGAGUACAUUACUUUCAUCGUAUCAUGCGGAUCGAAACAGAGUUACAUCCCUGCAUUGCCUCCCCUGACAAGGUGCAGCCAAGACUCGAGGUUUUUCAAGAUGUGGAAGAGAGCAGCGAGCAGAGUGGGGAUAGACAGUGAGAAUCAGAAGCUGAUAAACGAAGGGAACCAUCCACGCCCCUCGACGAGCCGGGGGACGCAACGCCUCUACAUCAGGCUUAACACUCUGCACUACAUUCUCUCCCACCUAAAUUCCCUGGAAAAGUCCCUGGCUCUGAACCCCAGAGUAGUCCCUUCGCCCCGAAGGCUGAGCUGUUCCUACUUUGAUCAGGCCCGCUCGACUGUCCAAGUAGCCUGCCAAAUCGUGUCAGAAAUCGCAGCCUACCGCCUCAUCUUCCUCGACUCCAACUCCGUCUUCUAUGGCAGCCUGUACCUCCGGGACGUAGAGAACUCGCGCAUUCGCCCCGCUCUGAGAAUCCUAAAGCAAAACCUCACCCUCUUAUGUGCAAUUGUGACAGAAAGGGCAACCCCAAUGGCCAUCAAGGAAGUGAUGAAGGCCUGCUUUGAGGCCUUCCUCAUGGUCCUCCUAGCUGGGGGGAGCUCGAGGGUGUUCACUAAGGCGGAUCACGAGCUCAUCGAGGAGGACUUCGACAACCUAAAGCGGCUGUUCUACACGUGCGGGGAAGGAUUGAUGCCCGAAGAUGUGGUGGACAAAGAGGCUCAAGCAGUCGAAGGAGUCGUGGCACUAAUGGGGCAAUCAACUCAACAAUUAGUAGAAAACUUCAGCCUUUUGGCCUGUGAAGCCAGUGGGAUAGGGCUAAUGGGGCCUGGCCAGAAACUCCCAAUGCCCCCAACCACAGGAAGAUGGCACAGAUCAGACCCCAACACAAUCUUGAGAGUAUUAUGUUAUAGGAAUGAUAAAGUUGCUAACCACUUUCUUAAGAAGAGUUUCCAGUUGGCCAAGAGGAGGGGCUGAGAUGAAAUCAUGGCUAGCUGCAAAAAAUUUCAGCAACCCAUAAAACCCUUCAGUUCACUGUACAGCAUAACACAACAAAUAAAGAUUCAUUGCUUUUUAAGCAAAUCUGCAGAUUCAGUUUUGUCAUCUAAUCUUAGGUAACACAACAACAUUUCCAAAACUAAUGUCUAAGGAUACACUUUUUCAUUUUUCUUUUUCUUUUUCUGUAAGAUUCCAAGUUAAUAUUUCUCUCAA
Ipomoea triloba (trilobed morning glory) is the source of this 3369-nucleotide messenger RNA. RefSeq names its product protein unc-13 homolog. The record is from RefSeq and is a predicted model, not a curated record. The coding region runs from base 121 to 3135 and encodes 1004 amino acids. NCBI's taxonomy places the organism in Eukaryota, Viridiplantae, Streptophyta, Magnoliopsida, Solanales, Convolvulaceae. The transcript is spliced from 6 exons.